CGAAAGAAUACGAACACAUUUAGUUAUUGUCGCCGAGAAAGAGUCGGAAGCGGCUUCAGGCGUCAAGAAACAGCAGGCGUCAACAAGGCCACAAGACGACCGUCAUCAUUCAUCACACUGUGACGCGCGCCGUCAUCUCUGGAGAGGGGCUAUAACAUUGACAUAGGCGAAACACAAACACGAACUCGAUCAUCACAAUGGCGCGCAGCAUGGAUCGCCCUCGAAGACAACGCCGCCUGUCCAAUGUGACCAACUCGUCCUUCUCAUCCACAUCCCCCGAACGCGAAGUCGACGAUGACAACGACUCGUUCAUGCUCCAGGCCAACGACUCGCAAUCAUCCGUAGCCGCCUCGGUCGACGUGAUGGACGAUGCCAACUUCGAAGAACGAUGCCGCCUGUCGCCUGUCUACCGCCUGCCCGCCGAAUUACUUAUCGCCAUCUUCGGUCGUCUUGCAUCAACAAAAGACCUCAUGUCAUGCAUGCUCGUAACCAAGGAUUGGGCACGAAACAGCGUCGCCUUACUGUGGCACCGUCCACAAACAAACAACUGGGCCAGCAUACACAGCGUCGUCAAGUCAAUACGCAAGACGGAACGCUUCUUCGCAUAUCAGGAUCUAGUCAAGCGCUUGAACCUCUCCACACUCGCCUCGCAGGUCAGCGACGGCACCUUGAUGGGCUUGACGGCUUGCAAACGCAUUGAACGCCUGACUCUGACCAAUUGCGCAAAGUUGACCGACUUGAGUCUGACCAGCCUCAUUCAAGGAAACCGCAGUCUGAUCGCACUGGACGUCACUCAACUAGAUCAACUCACCGAUCGCACGCUUGAGCUUGUGGCCCGCAACUGCGUGCGUCUCCAAGGUCUCAAUAUGACGGGAUGUCGCCGCCUCACAGAUCAAUCGUUGGUGCAAAUAGCAAAUAACUGCCGCCAACUUAAGCGUCUCAAGUGCAACAGCUGCUCCCAGCUUACCGAUGUCUCCAUGUUGAGUGUCGCCCAGAAUAGCUCACACCUCCUGGAAAUCGACCUGUACGACCUGCCAUUACUGGAGUCGGAAUCCAUCACUGCCCUUUUGACUCAAUGUCGUCAGCUGCGCGAAUUGCGUCUUGCCCGUUGCCCACUCAUUACCGACCAGGCUUUCCUGCAAGUGCCAUCCAAGGCUGCUCCCUUCGACGCCCUGCGCAUUCUGGAUCUCACAGACUGCCAAGAACUCACCGACAAGGCCAUCGAGAAGAUUGUACAGACAUGCCCCAAGCUGCGCAACCUGAUCCUAGCCAAGUGCAGACAGCUUACCGACAGAGCUGUCUGGGCCAUCACCAAGCUCGGCAGAAACCUCCACUACAUUCACCUGGGCCAUUGUGCUCGCAUCACCGACGCUUCUAUCAUUGGCCUGGCCAAGUCGUGCACUCGUAUCAGAUACAUCGAUCUCGCCUGCUGCAGCAACCUUACUGACCAGAGCAUAACUCAACUGGCCAACCUUCCCAAGCUUAAGCGUGUGGGUCUUGUCAAGUGUGCCGGUAUUACCGACAGGAGUAUCCAUGCUCUUGCCACCUAUGGUGGCCGUGUCAUGCAAAAGCCUCGCGACCGCCAGCACAACGUCAGUGCCUUGGAGCGUGUCCACCUGAGCUACUGUACUCUCCUUACUCUUGAUGGCAUUCACACGCUUCUUAACAACUGCCCUCGCUUGACUCAUCUCAGUUUAACAGGCGUUCAAGCCUUCCUCCGCGACGACUUGACUGUCUUCUGCCGUGAAGCUCCGGCAGAGUUCAACGACCACCAACGCGAAGUCUUCUGCGUCUUCUCCGGCAACGGCGUAUCUCGCCUUCGCGAAUACCUCAACCGUGCCAGCGGUCCUGGUCUCGACACUGGCAUGGUCAACGAUUCUGACGACGACAACGACGGCGCCACCCUUCGCGCCCUCCCUCUCCCUCCACCCCCACCUCCGCACCACCCUAACCUCAUACACACAUGGAACAACCCAGCCUUCCAGAACACCAACGACCAAGAUAUCGAAGAUGAGGACAUGGAAGACGACAAUGACGGCGUGGACACACCUAACGACGGCAUUGGUAUCAUCGACGCUGCCGCACAUGGCCAUAUGCUUAAUCUUGAUGUCCACUCCACUCCGGCCAACGACCCUGAUCAGAUGAUUGGAGGUACGCAGCAGAACCAGGGAGGUGCGCUGUGGGCCGGUGGUAGUGGCGAGGCUCAACAUGUUACUGGCAUGAUGAGUGCGGCCAUUCUUGACGAUGCCGACGAUCUGCAGUGAGGUACACAAACGUAACACAGACGGGAGGCGUAUUUGCAUCCCACGGUGUGGGCGGAUGGAGUUUUUAUCAAGGAGUCUUUCUUCUUCGGUCCUUGUCUUUUUUUUUUGUUCUUUUUGGUCCUUCUUCUACAUUGCGCGACGGAAAGAAACUCACAGGGGGCAGUGCUUUUCGAGGAGAAGAGGGAUAAGCAAGGCAGUUUUGGAG
Molecule: messenger RNA, 2469 nt
Organism: Aureobasidium pullulans EXF-150
Lineage: Eukaryota; Fungi; Ascomycota; Dothideomycetes; Dothideales; Saccotheciaceae
Product: ubiquitin ligase complex F-box protein
Exons: 2
Coding region: 198-2264 (688 amino acids)
Biological process (GO): SCF-dependent proteasomal ubiquitin-dependent protein catabolic process
Cellular component (GO): SCF ubiquitin ligase complex
Molecular function (GO): protein binding
Source: RefSeq, a predicted model, not a curated record